Molecule: messenger RNA, 2568 nt
Organism: Homalodisca vitripennis (glassy-winged sharpshooter)
Lineage: Eukaryota; Metazoa; Arthropoda; Insecta; Hemiptera; Cicadellidae
Product: flocculation protein FLO11-like
Exons: 2
Coding region: 1-2568 (855 amino acids)
Source: RefSeq, a predicted model, not a curated record
AUGAGAUCUUUCAAUAAAACCUCUUGUCUACAAUAUCUGGGAAUAUUCCUGCUGGUGCCUUUAUCCAAAUCUGCAACGAAUGGAAGGGAUGGCAUCGCGGUGAAUCCUUUCCUCUACAACCACACUGACCUGGAAUUUGUACAGUGUAAUCAUUCUUUUUAUAAGAUUAAACCGUACAACGGAAGAGCGGAGAUAGAAAGCAGCCAAGAAAGUAGGGUAAAUCCUUCCAGGCAAUAUCUCCCCUUGCCUGAUCCUUCUAGACAAUAUCUUCCUCAGCCUGAUGUCCCAAAUCUGCUGAAGAGUGAAGAGGAUCCAGCAGCAUCAUUUGAUCAACCUAAUUUCCUAUCGGUUGAGAAUACAUUUUUGUCACCAAGUUUGCAGAAGAAUUAUAAAUCAUUAUUUAAUCAGAAUGAGAAAACAGAUACCUUGUCACCUGCAGCUGCAAAUGUACCUUCAAACGCUUUACCACUUCCAUCUCCUAGGAAAACGAACAACAAGAAACAUUCAGAUGAAGAUGACGAAGACAAUCUAGAAAGGCUUUGUAAUGAUGCUUUUCACAGCUUUCUUUGCAAGCCAAUAAAAGGACCUAGGAAAACACCAAAUGGAAGGCUGAGACAGAAUGCUGUGUUACCUCCAGAUAUAUUGGCUGGAUUUUCAUCCAAUCAAGAUAUAGCAAGAGUGAGGCCCAACAACAAAGAACCGCCUCAGAGUGCAUUCAAUAACAUAGGAUAUUCCUUUGCUAAACCUACAACAACAACAGUUCCAUCAUCUCCACAACCUAAUCCAGCAAAUCAAUUUCCUCAACGUUUACCUUUCCCUAAACCGAUUUCAACUACCACUAAAAUUCACAGUACAACUCCAACACCUUUUGUUAAUAUACUAAAAACCAUCGACCCUUCAAAUCCGAUCCUUCCCAGUCCAACGAAUACAGAUCUACACGUUAUUAAACCACAAACGUCAAUUGAUGCAUCCCUAAAAGCAUCAGCACAAACCAACGGAUACUUUUACGAAAAACCCAUCGCUCCAUUUCCCCCUCAAAUAAGCAAUCCUUCUGAUAAAAACAUACAAAUAACUCAAAACCCUGCAUAUCCAACUUUCAAACCUGGGACACAAAAACCAAAUACAACGCCAGGCUAUGUUUAUGAUAAACCUAGAAUUCCCUUCCCCAGCAACAACAUUCCCCAAGUCGUUCAAUCUCCUCAACCAAAAUCAAUCCCUCAACACGACUGUUCCAACCAUAAAUCUCCAAUAAAUCCUAUUAUUGCUAAUCCAUCUAAUGAAAAUCCAUACAUUCUGAAACCAUCCACGCCAAAACCAUUUAUUAGAACUACUAAACCCGUUUUUACAUUUCCUACCACUAAUGUUCCAAAAUAUAACCCAGUUACUUUUAAGAACCCCUCAAAGCCCUUCCAAAGUCAUGAUUGUGAUAAACCAAAACCUUUUCCCUUCCCAGCUAGUAAUCCAACUAAUCAAAAUCCAGCGGUUCCGAAACCUUUUAACCAACAAUCAUCGAAAGCAAUCAACAAACCGGAUACUCCAAAAGUACCUUCGCCUUCAAAUAAUAUUGCACAAAUAUUAGCUCAGCCGCAGCAGGUAAAAGCUGUUACUGUUCCACCUCAGAGGUCUUCUGGGUACUAUUACGAAAAACCAGCUAAACCAUUUCCCGAUCCAGUGGGAAAUCCAGGUUUUCAAAACCCAGUUGUUAUUCAACGGCCUACAGAACCUCCGUUUAAUUCUAAGCCAACAACUAUAACACCUGGUAAUGGAUAUUUUUAUGAUCAACCCAGAAUUCCAUUCUCAAGCAAUAACAUUGCACAGAUAAUAUCAAAACCUUCUCAACCACGUACCUUCGCUCAAGUAAAACCAUUCCGUACUACAACACCCGCACCUAAUGUCCCUUGUGAACAUGAGAAUCAAAAAUUAAACUCAUUCCCUUCAUCCAUUACGAGCAAACCAACAAACCAGAAUAAUAUCAUAGUGAAGUCAGAUUCGACAUCAAAUGCCUAUGUGUAUGACAAGCCCAACGUUCCUUUCCCACCUCAAGUGAGUGGACCGUCUAUUCAAAAUUCAGUGAGCUUAAGACCAUUCACUACUACAACUUCAGUACCGUUCAGACCAACGGGAUAUACUUAUGAUAGGCCUGAAAAAUCUUUUUCUCUACCAAAUCCCACCAAUAACGUUCCAAGUUUCAUUUCAAGCCCUGCGAACAACGGAUACAACUACCAGAAACCACAAAAUCCGUUUUCGUCCCAAAGAACUCUCACUGCGGACCGUUUUGGAUAUUCAACUACAUCUGGUGCUUCAAUUUCACCAUCUCCUACAGCAUCUACAGGAUAUUCAUACGAACAACCAAGAAUUCCAUUCUCUUCGAAUAUCACACCCAAAGUUGUAAGCAAAAAUGAGCCGAAUCUUAUUGGAAAUCCACAAACACAAGUAGAGGUCACGAUCCGACCAGGAUACGCCUAUAAUAAGCCAUACAACCCUUUUGUGUCUCCUCAACCAACGAACGGCGGUUUUGAUGUAGAAGGAUACUCCUACCCUAAGCCUUCCAUCCCUUUUAUAAGAUAA